UCUUAAUAUGAAUCUCCAGUCUAUACUCAUAAAUGUAAAGAAAUAACUAAAACUCUACUUUGUUAUCUGCUCAGAUUCGAUCUCUGGCACCUUCAGUGACGCUUGUACUAUCCUCUUCUUACUAGCUUGCCUCGAACGGUUCCCUCAAUCUCGCUGCUAUUAGGGUGGGCAUCGGUUUGGUUUGAAUCAAACCGAAAUGGGGCAUACCGGGUUUCCGACUUCUCCCUUAGGUCAAACCAAGUUCGAACAGAAAUAUAAUUCGGUUUGGUUUGGCCGGACCGAGUUAUAUUUCGGUUCAGUUCGGUUCGGUUUUAAGACCCCAACCCAAAAUAUCAUCUAUUACCACCAGCGCCGCCUCAUUUUAUUCAUUUCCCCCUUUCAUUAGGGUUUUUGGGUUAGGGUCACAAGACAGCUGCCCACAAUCCCUCUCUCCAGCUCUGACCUCUCCGCUCUCUCCCUCAAUCUCCGACUUCCCUGUCCAUUCUCUCCCUCGAUCUCCGACUCCCCCAAACCCAACAUAUCUCCAACUUUGGCCCUCCGCUCUCUCCCUCAAUCCCUACCAUCGUCAUUCGUCACAUCUCCCUCUCAACUCGACCAUCAUCUUCUCUCCCUCUCUCCCAGACUCGCCCAACUCUACCGACGACCAUCAUCUUAUUUCCUUCACUCCCCGAUUCUCCAAUCUCGAUCGUCACCUCCUCUAUCUUCAGUGACAAGCUCGACGAGAAUCAGAUCUCAAAGAUCGAUAGGGUCGAGAACUAGAAUAGGUUGUCGAGCUUCAAUCUCCUAUGAAAUCUAAAACAUUCAAGGCCUCCACCACGAGUCUCACCACAUGCAACGCCGAUAUUCUCCUGCCAUCGCCAUUGGUUUAUUCCAGUAGGUCGUGCCGCCUGCAUGUGGUUGUUGGUGAAGCGUUUGAAGGGGAGGAUGAUCGGAGAUGGAUGCUCAGGUCGCCACUGGAUUUGAUGAAGCGAAGUCGUAGUUGCAGCCGCGGGGACGCGAUGUGAGGUAGGAGGGGAGGCAGGUCAAAGAGGGUUGUGAUGUUGUGGGCUGUAGGAGUUAGGUUUUGAUUGGGCUAAGUGAGUUAGGUUUCAUUUGGGCUUUGGGAGUUAGGAUGUUAGGCGUUACAUUUGGGCUCAGGGACUUGGGGGAAUAGGGAUAGUUUUGGGCUUAUGUAAUAUAUUUCGGUUUUUCGGUCGGGAAUUCGGAACCUCGGUUCGGUUGAAAGAACCCUGGUUCCUGAACUAUCCAGAUUUGCCUUCCGAAUUCCUAACGGAAUAGUAGUAUUUUGGUUUUGGGUCGGUUCAGGCCGGUUUCGGUUCGGGUCGGUUAUGUAAACCCGAAUCGGAUGUCCACCCCUAGCCGCUAUCCAUCUGCUCCUCUAGCUAGCUGCUAUCGAUCUAGUUCUCGCUCAUUCCUUUACUAAGGCCUGGUGAGUGAGUUGGGGUCAGUCUACGCCCUUACGUUUUAAACUUUCUAAUAAUUUUGCACCUCUUCUCAAACACUUAAACUCAAACUGAGGGAAGUUGUUUGUACUUCCAUUCUUAAAAAUCUUAACUCUUAAAACUGAAUGGGAGUAACUGUUACUCUCCAUUCUUAAAGCUUAAAUCUCAACUUGAACUUCUGACUGACACGGGGAUCCCUCACUAGCUAGUCUGGUUGCCAACUCAUACGUAUGAGAAGCCAUCAAGGCUUUUCUGAAACUUAAACUUAUCGUGGAAGGCUCUUUUUCCACGAUUCUCAAGAGCAUAACUCCUGCUCAUCUUAAAGAUAUCAAGAGCAUAACUGCUGCUCUGUCUCAAAGAGCUCAAGUGCAUAACUGUUGCUCUGUCUCAAAGAUCUCAAGUGCAUAACUGCUGCUCUAUCUGAAAAUCUCAAAUGGCAACGGACUGGCGCUAGUGGCUAAAUACACUUAAAACGACUUCACCUUCUUGAAGGUGAAGUACUUUUUAAAACAAGAGGAUUUGUUAUCAACUUUAACAAUCACUCAUAAUUAGCAUAAAGCUUUUAGUUAAAU
Molecule: messenger RNA, 2014 nt
Organism: Linum trigynum
Lineage: Eukaryota; Viridiplantae; Streptophyta; Magnoliopsida; Malpighiales; Linaceae
Source: the annotation of a GenBank genome assembly